This is a messenger RNA of Pseudozyma flocculosa PF-1, 363 nucleotides long. RefSeq lists its product as uncharacterized. The transcript has 3 exons. The coding region runs from base 1 to 363 and encodes 120 amino acids. The record is from RefSeq and is a predicted model, not a curated record. NCBI's taxonomy places the organism in Eukaryota, Fungi, Basidiomycota, Ustilaginomycetes, Ustilaginales, Ustilaginaceae. Gene Ontology annotation, cellular component: mitochondrial inner membrane. Gene Ontology annotation, biological process: pyruvate import into mitochondria.
AUGGCAUCGACCUUCGCAGCCUGGAUCCGGUCUCCCGCCGCUCGGGACUACUUCUUUUCCACACACUUCUGGGGUCCCGUCGCCAACUGGGGUCUGCCGCUGGCAGCGCUGGCCGACCUGUCCAAGAACGAGGAAAUGAUCAGCGGCACCAUGACCACCGCCCUCGCUUCGUACUCCGCCGUGUUCAUGAGGUUCGCAUGGAGGGUGCAGCCGCGAAACUACCUCCUCUUCGCUUGCCACACGACGAAUAUGCUCGCCCAGUCAACCCAGCUCGCCAGGUUCGCCAACUACCAUUACUUCGGUGGCAAGGAGAAGCGCGCCGAGGCGGCCAUCCCCGGCGUCAAGCAGGUCGUCUCUGCCUGA